Strongylocentrotus purpuratus (purple sea urchin) is the source of this 1893-nucleotide messenger RNA. RefSeq names its product putative ankyrin repeat protein RF_0381. NCBI's taxonomy places the organism in Eukaryota, Metazoa, Echinodermata, Echinoidea, Camarodonta, Strongylocentrotidae. Bases 1 to 1893 code for a protein of 630 amino acids. Gene Ontology annotation, molecular function: protein binding. The transcript is spliced from 11 exons. The record is from RefSeq and is a predicted model, not a curated record.
AUGUCGACAUUCCUCUUCAAGAUGCAUCAGUCGGAGCUGAUGAAGCAAAACGAAGAAGUUAUGAAAGUUCCCUUGGCCUUUGGUGCUCAACCUGAUGCGUUAAACAACGAAGACAAAGGAACACUUCACGAUGCUUGCUCUAAAGGAGAUCUCAACGCGACCAAACUUCUGAUAAAUGCAGGAGCUGAUGUUGAUGUCAAAUCGACCAAUAAUUCAACCCCGUUACUCUUAGCAGCCGAGUACGGCCACCAAUCAUGUGUUGAAGAGCUGAUAUUGCAUGGAGCAGAUCCCACAAAAAGGGAUAAUGACGGGGAUUCCCUCGUCCACGUUGCAUCAUUAGGAGGCAGUUUGGACAUUUUGAAGUUCGUACUUGGUCUUGAAGGAAUGUCAGAACUCAUCUCAUCAAAGAACAACAUAGGGCAGAUACCACUCCACUCCGCUGCAAAAAAGGGCAACAUUGACUGCGUUGAACUUUUGCUUGCUCAAGAUACGAGACAAGAAGAGGGAGAAGAUAGCUGCUCUCUCAUAGACGAACGAGACUGUCAGGGGAGAACGCCACUGUAUCUGGCCGUGGAAGGUGGAUUUCCCCCCGUUAUUGAUGCCUUGAUCGAGGCCAAAGCAGAUUUGGACAUCCAAACAAAUGACGGAAAAACCUGUCUGCAUCUUGUUGUAACACUGUGGAGCAUUCCUCCAAAUCCUGACAAAAAAGUUCAGACAACCAAGGGUUCCGAGCCGUCAAACCAUAAUUCAACCCCGGUACUCUUAGCAGUUGAGUACAGCCACCAGUCCUGUGUUGAAAAACUAAUAGCGCACGGAGCAGAUCCCAUGAAGAGGGAUAAUGACGGAGAUUCCCUCGUUCACGUUGCAUCAUUGGGUGGCAGAUCAGAAACGUUAGUGUACGUUCUUGAUCUUGAAGGAUUGCUAACACUCAUCUCAUCAAAGAACAACGCAGGGCAUCUUCCACUCCACUCCGCUGGAAGAAAAGGCAACUUGGAUUGUAUUGAACUUUUGCUCGCUCGAAGAGUGAAACAAGGGAAGGAAGAGGAAGGAGAAGGGAGCUGCCCUCUCAUAGACGAACAAGACUGUCAGGGAAAGACACCACUGCAUCUGGCCAUAGAAGGUGGAUUUUCUCCUGUUAUAGAGGCCUUGAUCGAAGCCGGAGCAGAUUUGAACAUCCAAUGCAAUGACGGAAAAACCUGUCUGCAUCUUGUUGUAACAUUGUGGGGUAGUCCUGAACAUCCUGACAAAAAGGUCCAGACCACAAAAGGUUUUGAGCCGGUUGUAUCAAGAUAUCCUCAGUACGAGCCGCUCGCCGAUAACGAGAAGCUUCUUCUCUACCUCCUCGACAAGGGAGCCAUAUGUACAACGUUUGACGCGAGUGGUGACACACCGAUACAUUGCACAAACACACGAAGACUCUGGCAGCUUGUUGUAUCAAGCUCAACCUGCAAUCACGUAGCUGCUCUUCUCUUCAAGGUUGUCUUUGGGUGGCUUCACGGGCUGACCAACCCGGCAUGUACUUCACCUACAUCUGUGCAGGCAGCGGAAGGGACUAUCACCAGCACGCGACGUUUGUUCUCGCCAUUGAGCUCCAGGUCGAUUGCUGCAAAGUCUUCUCUUCCAGCACUUUCGCAGCGUUCGACGCAACGUUUCCAGUACAUGAAUGUUGAUGUGGAUCAGCCACCUGUUCCAAAGGUAGCAGCAGAGGAAGAGGUAGUUUAUGUGGACAUACCUCCUCCUCUUCCGUCUUUAGCAUUCAAGUUCUCGUCUCCGGAGGGGUUUCUGCGCGAGCUGCCCAUCUACACUCCGGCAAUGACAAGUCUCAUCGAGCAGAUGACCCGCGGUCAGGCCGACAACAAGAUCUGGCAUUUGUAUCGGCAUCAGCCUGAUUGA